UUUCAGGCGAGAGAAGCCCCUGAAGGGAAAUAUAUCAUGGGGCGUCCGUAGCGCCCCGCCAGUCAGCCUGGCAGGACCCCGAACCCUGACCAUCACACCUCCGUCCAUUUUAAAUGAGAGCCUUGGAGCUCGAGGGGGUUCCUCAUCUCCCCACUCCAUGUUCUCAGACUUGACCGUCGGCCAUGUUAUUAUCCAACCUCAAAUCCUCACGCUAUGGGCGCGUGGCUGCCCUGGCGGUGCCUUUGUUCGUGUUGGUCUGUCUGUUCUUCUUCACGUGGGACCCACAGCCAGGAAGGUCCUUGCCCCGUCAGCCGACACCACAACCAACACCGGACGCUGUCCCAGCACCCAAGGCUGAUUCAAAAGCCUCCCAAAACACCAUCCCAACCAGCCGGCCAGUGAGUUCGGCGCCCUCGGGCGAUGUCGUGGGUGGGGCAAUCUCCGGCAUCAGUGACAAGGUUUGGCAGUCCGCCAAGACCACCCAUCUCUCCGACGACCAACACGACUGGAUCGACAGCUGGCUCGCAAAGAACCCCUCCUUCCGCUAUGAACUCCUCACCGAUACCUCCGCCGUCACCUUUGUUCGCACCCAUUAUGCCAUGCGACCGGAUAUCAUCGAGGUGUUCGAGACCCUGCCGAUCCCGAUCCUGCGGGCCGAUCUUUUGCGCUACCUGCUCGUGCUCGCCGAGGGGGGGAUCUGGAGUGACCUGGACGUGACGUGCGAUACCCCGGUGGCCGACUGGGUGCCGGCGGAAUACAAAGAUGAUAAGAUUGAGAUGAUCGUGGGACUCGAAUUCGAUUUCGAAUGGCGCGGGGAAGGCACCCAGGUUGCAUCGCAGUUUUGCAACUGGGUCUUUGCCGCCCCGCCGUCAUCCCGGGUGCUCCAGGUGGUGGUCGACGCCGUCGUGGCCAAGAUUAAGGAGAUUGCAGCGUUGAAUCGCGUGCCGAUUCAGGAUCUGACCCUGGAGAUGCUGCCCAUCGAUGUGGUGGAUGUGACGGGGCCGAAGAUUAUGACCAUCGCGGUCCUCGACAGUCUGCACCAGUUGCUGGGUCGGACGGUGGAUGAUCGCGAUUUCCAUGCUAUCAAGAAACCCAAGCUGAUCGGCGACGUUCUCAUCAUGCCGGGGGUGGCGUUUGCAGCCGCGCAGAAUGGAUACCCGCAAGACCAAGGCAAUGCGCUGGUUACGCAUCAUUAUGCAGGGUCGUGGAAGGAAGCGGAUGCGGAGGCCAAGGAGAAGAAGAAGCAGAAGCAGAAUGGCGGCGCAUGAACAUGGAUGUAUGGAUUCUGGAGUCGGCGUUGGGUACAUAUGGACGAAUGUAUGUUAAUACUUGGUGACGAAUCUUGUAUACAUGUUGAUCUUCUUUGAGGUGGCUUGGUUAUUUAGCAAGAUAUGACAUACAGAUUGCAAAGCCAUGCGUUACCAGGGGGGAUCCGGCCCUCUCCGCCAUCACUUGGUUCUAUCCGAUACCAUGUGUUGAAACGAUGAGACUGAACCAAUAGGUGCCUCAGGGAGGUACUGGUAUCGGACGUGAGGACUAGAUCAUAUCCCAUUGACCUUGCUAUCUUGCCCGGCCAACUGGCGUACAUCUGUCCACUACACAGUUCAUACGCUUUUCUCAGCCUCUGACUCGUUCUAAACCGACCCCACGCGCGUUCACUGCUCUCGUAAUAAUCCCCGG
This is a messenger RNA of Aspergillus ibericus CBS 121593, 1680 nucleotides long. RefSeq names its product glycosyltransferase family 32 protein. Gene Ontology annotation, biological process: protein N-linked glycosylation. The transcript has a single exon. Bases 183 to 1268 code for a protein of 361 amino acids. Gene Ontology annotation, molecular function: alpha-1,6-mannosyltransferase activity. Gene Ontology annotation, cellular component: mannan polymerase complex. The record is from RefSeq and is a predicted model, not a curated record. NCBI's taxonomy places the organism in Eukaryota, Fungi, Ascomycota, Eurotiomycetes, Eurotiales, Aspergillaceae.